Messenger RNA from Gadus chalcogrammus (walleye pollock), 1147 nucleotides. It is a transcript of the gene lmx1a, whose product is annotated as LIM homeobox transcription factor 1, alpha. The transcript is spliced from 9 exons. Gene Ontology annotation, molecular function: RNA polymerase II transcription regulatory region sequence-specific DNA binding; DNA-binding transcription factor activity, RNA polymerase II-specific. Gene Ontology annotation, biological process: regulation of transcription by RNA polymerase II; neuron differentiation. The record is from RefSeq and is a predicted model, not a curated record. Bases 26 to 1147 code for a protein of 373 amino acids. NCBI's taxonomy places the organism in Eukaryota, Metazoa, Chordata, Actinopteri, Gadiformes, Gadidae. Gene Ontology annotation, cellular component: nucleus.
AGGAUCGGCCACCUCGCUCCUUGAUAUGGAACAGGGGAAGGCAGUGUGUGCAGGAUGCAACUGUCCCAUCCGAGACAAGUUCCUGCUCCGAGUCAACGGAGGGCUGUGGCACGAGGCGUGCGUGAGGUGCACGAUGUGCGGAUGCUCGCUGAAGAACACUUGUUUUCUGCGAGACCACAAACUUUACUGCAAACGGGACUACGUCGACCUGUUUGCGGUGCGCUGUGCCGGCUGUGCGGAGGCCGUCUCCCCGGUGGACCUGGUGAUGCGGGCGGGGCUGGCCGUGUUCCACCUGCGCUGCUUCGCCUGCAGCGCCUGCUCCGGCCGCCUGCAGACCGGCGACCGCUGCGUGCUACGGGACGGGCGACUGCUGUGCUCCCGGGACGGGUACCACCGGGGCCGGGCCAGCCCCGCCCCCUCCGACACAGAUAAGAGUGAUGAGGAGGAGGAGGUGGAGGAGGAGGAAGAGGAGGAAGAGGAGGAGGAGGAGAAGAAGUUGGUGGAGAAGGUGGCUGGCCGGCCCAGCAGGAGAGAGGAGCUGGAGAGCAGCAAGCGUCCCAAGAGGCCCCGUACCAUCCUGACCACGCAGCAGAGACGGGCCUUCAAGGCCUCCUUCGAGGUGUCUUCGAAGCCCUGCAGAAAGGUGAGGGAGACCUUGGCUUCCGAGACAGGACUCAGCGUUCGGGUCGUUCAAGUCUGGUUCCAGAACCAGAGAGCCAAGAUGAAGAAGCUGGCCCGGAGGCAGCAGCAGCAGCAAGACCAGCAGGCUCAGAAGCAGCAAGUGGACCAACCCUCACACGUGCCCCCCUGUGGUGACUCGACCCCCAUCCAGGACCCGCUGGGACCCUCCUCCUUCCACCACUACCACCAACAUCAGGAGCAGCCCCUAGGACUCACCGGGCUGGACCCCCAUGGCUUCGACCUGGACCCCUUCAGGCAGGGUCUCACCCCGCCCCAGAUGCCUGGCGACCACAUGAACCCUUAUGGUGAGGCUGUGAGCGUGGUGGAGGGUCUGUACAGUGACGCGACGGAGGGGGACCUCCUGUGUCCGCUGACCGACAACCACUGCCUCUCCCUGGGGGCGUCCUCCGUCCUCACCCCCAUCGACCGCCUCUGCUCCAUGCAGGAGUCCUACUUCACCUCCUGA